Molecule: messenger RNA, 804 nt
Organism: Vicia villosa (hairy vetch)
Lineage: Eukaryota; Viridiplantae; Streptophyta; Magnoliopsida; Fabales; Fabaceae
Exons: 1
Coding region: 1-804 (267 amino acids)
Biological process (GO): DNA repair
Molecular function (GO): DNA binding; endonuclease activity
Source: RefSeq, a predicted model, not a curated record
AUGAAUAUAUUGUCUUUUAAUAUCAGAGGGUGUGGCAGUAGUAUCAAAAGGAGGAAAUUGAGGAAGAUGAUUGAGGUGGACCAGCCGGAUAUGGUGUUCUUACAGGAGACGAAAUCUCAAGCGGUUAGAGAUGGUUUUAUCAGAAGUUUGUGGGGUGCAGAUGACAUUGAGUGGUCAGCAAAGGAUUCCAUCGGGGCAUCAGGUGGUCUAAUUAUUAUGUGGAAAAAAGGCAUUAUUUCUCCUAUCUUCAGCUUCAAAACUGUAGGAUCCCUGGGUAUAAGCGCCGUCUUCAACAAUCAAGUAUGUUUUUUUGUUAACGUAUAUUCCUCGUGUCAAUUACAUGGGAAAAGAUUGUUAUGGUUGGAAUUGGUGGAGUGGAAAAAUAGAGCUGGGCCGGGAUGGUGGUGUGUAGGGGGAGACUUUAACUCCAUUAGAAUGAGUAAUGAAAGACAGGGGAGUAUAUUGGGGAAUAGGAGUAAUGAGAUGCAGGAGUUUAAUGAUUUCAUAGAUUUGAUGGACCUGGUCGAUGUUCCGGUCAUUGGGAAAAGAUUCACAUGGUCUAACAAGGAUGGGAGUUCAAAGAGUAGAUUAGACAGAUUUUUGCUAUCAUCGGAUCUAAUUGAUGAGUGGAGGAUCGUGGGGCAGAGUUCAUGGGCUUGGGAUAUCUUGGAUCACACGCCAAUAUGGUUUAAAGCAAGGGACGUGAAUUGGGGUCCCAAGCCAUUCAGAGUAAACAACUGCUGGUUCGAUGUGAAAGAUUUUCAAAGAUUUUGUGGCGUCGUCAUGGCAGAAUAUUCAGGUUAG